CAAAAUAAUAAGUAAACAUAAUAAAUAUCAUAUUUAGACAUGGAGAUAAGCGAUGUGGAUAUAUUUCGAUAUGUUUUGGUAUUUCUCUGGGUGGUAUAUCUCUGGGAAACGUAUUUAUCAUAUAGACAGAGAACAAUCUACAGAAAUGCGACAAAAGUUCCCAAAGAAUUAGAAAAUGUGUUAGAUCAAGAGACAUUCGAGAAAGCUAGACUUUAUCAGUUGGAUAAAAGUAAUUUUGGUUUUUGGUCCAAUAUUUAUUCUCAGAUAGAAUCCACGGUGAUCCUGUUAAUUGGAGGGUUACCAUGGUUGUGGUCUGUUGCUGGGAGAUUGAUGGACAGGUAUAAUUAUGGAUCAGAAUAUGAGAUCACUCAGUCUAUAGUAUUUACUCUAUUAGCUACAAUAUUCUCAACUAUUACAUCAUUACCAUGGUCUAUUUAUAGUACAUUUGUUAUAGAAGAAAAACAUGGCUUUAAUAAACAGACAUUAGGAUUUUUUCUGAAAGAUCAAGUAAAGAAAUUGGUAGUAAUGCAAUGUAUAGCUUUACCUAUUACAGCUUCAUUGAUUUAUAUUAUUAAAGUUGGUGGAGAUUAUUUCUUUAUAUAUGUUUGGUUAUUUACACUGGUUGUAUCAUUGUUAUUAAUAACAAUAUAUGCUGAUUAUAUAGCACCAUUAUUUGAUAAAUUUACACCACUACCUGAAGGAGAUCUAAGAUCUAAGAUUGAAGAGUUAGCAGCCAGUAUUAACUUUCCUUUAAAGAAACUAUAUGUUGUGGAUGGUUCCAAGAGAUCAUCACAUAGUAAUGCCUAUUUUUAUGGUUUUUAUAAGAAUAAAAGAAUAGUACUGUUUGAUACAUUGUUACAAGACUAUGUUGCACCUAAAGAUGACAAAAAAGAUGACAAGACAGAUAAUGAUGAAGAACAGAAGAAGAAUGAAGAAGAAGAAGGGAAAGAAGAAGAAAGUAAUGAAGAGAAGAAGAAGAAGAAACAAGGAUGUAAUAAUGAAGAAGUAUUAGCUGUAUUAUCCCAUGAAUUAGGUCACUGGAAGUUAAAUCAUAACUUAAAGAAUCUAGUCAUAGGACAGAUUAAUACAUUUCUGUGUUUUAUGAUGUUUGCCUUGUUGAUGAAUCGUAAAGAAUUAUUUACUGCUUUUGGUUUUACUACACAACCAACUUUAAUAGGCCUUCUCAUCAUAUUCCAGUUUAUAUUCUCACCCUAUAAUGAGGUGCUUUCAUUCUGUAUGACAGCCUUAAGUCGGAAGUUUGAAUUCCAAGCAGAUGAUUUUGCCAAGACAUUACACAGAGCUAAUAAAUUAAAAUCUGCUUUAAUCAAAUUAAAUAAAGAUAAUCUAGGUUUUCCUAUCUCAGAUUGGUUAUAUUCAACAUGGCAUUUUUCACAUCCACCUCUUAUAGAAAGAUUAAAUGCUUUAGAAAAUAAAUCAGAUUAGAAUGGUGUCUUUAAAAAUGGUGUCAGGAAAGAUAAUAUUCUCCAUGGAUUUUAAAUUUUCACAAUCAGCCAUUUUGAUGCAUUAAUUCAAGUUAAUUUAUGUAAAUGUGAAUUGAGAAUGUCUAAAACUAAAAUCAGUAGUGAAUUUUUAAGCUCCAGUUAGACAUGACAGGCAAAUUCAGCCAAAUCAGCAGGUCUUCUUUUUGUUUGUUGUAUAUUUCAAUAUCAGUCGGUCAUUACGCAAAAAUUUGUUUGUGAUGUAAAAUAAAUACAGGAUUAAAAUUUAUGAUUCUUUUGGAGUUGGGUAUUUAUUAAUGAAUGAUAAUAUUGAUGAUUUUGAUAAAAAUAUGAAUGCGAAAAUGAUACUUAUUUGUGGUUGAAGGGAAAAAACUUUGAAAUAUUACUGAUAUUUUUUUUUUAUCAUGAUGUUACAAUCAUCUCAUUAAAGCAUCAACUCAUAAGGUGUACCAAUAUGAAAGUGGACCAGAGAGACACUAUGUUAUUAAAGAGUUAAUUGAAAAAGAUAAUGUUAUUUGCCCAUCAUGCAUAGACCCAAAUAAGGAAAGUAACAUUAUGUUUUGUUAAGUGUAGGGUUAACCUUUAUAAAGCGGUCUUAAUUAAAGUUUAAAGUUACACUUAUUGUUUAUUCUACAACUAAAACAGGAAAAAUUGACUUGCUCUAAGAUUAAAAGACCAGACUUGGUCAUCCAGUUGUUUCAUUAUUUUAUUACAAUCCUUUGAAUAUGUCACUUUUGUAUGUUUAUAAAUUAACAUCUGUAAUUGUUUUACAGGUAAUAAUUUUUUCACUUAAGAGCCUUUUUCUUUGGAUACUUUUUCUAUAUACCUUUUGUAUAUUGUGUACAAUAUUAUCAAUCAUAAGUUAUAUUUGUUUCCAAUGAAAGAAAACUGUGACAGUAUGCAUCAUUGUCUCUGUUUUAAAGUUGUGGUCUACAAUAUUUUUGUUUUUUUGUAAAUUUUUUGGAUUUGUAAAAGUUUUAUUUCAUUUCAUUUGUUUUGUGUUGUAAAUAAAUUCCAUAAACUAAUGGAAGUUGAUUGUAUUAAAGAUCCAUUCUUUAUCAAAUUUACUUUCAAAUCUCCUUGAGAUGUGAUGAAUGGGAAAAUC
This is a messenger RNA of Lottia gigantea (owl limpet), 2565 nucleotides long. RefSeq lists its product as hypothetical. Lineage: Eukaryota; Metazoa; Mollusca; Gastropoda; Lottiidae. Gene Ontology annotation, molecular function: metalloendopeptidase activity. The record is from RefSeq and is a predicted model, not a curated record. The transcript is spliced from 10 exons. The coding region runs from base 40 to 1443 and encodes 467 amino acids. Gene Ontology annotation, biological process: CAAX-box protein processing. Gene Ontology annotation, cellular component: endoplasmic reticulum membrane.